UUCGUUCACAUCUAUUGCUGACUGAGCGCGAGUGAACUAAAUAUAAGACGAUCCGGCAGUCACUCGCUUAGUUUCUGUUGGCAGGGAACAUUCGCGAGAGAAGAAAAAUAAAAAAUAAAUUCCUUGGUGUUAUAUUUAUUAAAGGUUUAAAUAUGUGUGGAAUUUGGGCACUUUUCGGUGUCGACGUGCAUUCAAUUUCUAAAUAUGACAAGACUUUUUCAAAGAUUCAACACAGAGGCCCAGACGCAUGGAGAUUGGAAUAUGAUUUGAAAGUGAAAAAUGUCUGUCUUGGAUUUCAUCGUCUCGCGAUUAUUGACAGCCUUUACGGAAUGCAACCAAUGAAAUUGCACAAAUUUCCAUUUGUUUCUAUGAUUUGCAACGGAGAAAUUUUCAAUUGGAAACAGCUAGGAGAAAAACACGGUUUCAAUUACGAAACUCAAUGUGAUGUAGAGAGUGUGCUACAACUUUAUGGAAGUUUCGGUAUUGAUGAAACAUUAAAACAAUUAGAUGCAGAGUAUUCGUUCUGUUUGAUUGAUUCUCUAAAGAAAAAAGUAUUCGUUGCUAGAGAUCCAUACGGUGUGAGGCCAUUAUUUUACUUGGCGUCCAGCAAUGGUAUUUUGGGAAUAUCUUCUGAAGCAAAAGGUUUGACAUGUUUGGUCGAUGAACUUGGACUUACCGAAUGGGAAAUGAAGCCUUUCCCCCCAGGUCACAUGGCCGAGUAUAAUAUUUUGCCUGGCGGAAAACUGGAGUUGAUCUCAAUGAAUCGGUUUUUUAAAAUUGAGGAACCUAUAUUGCCGCCAGUACCUUUGGAAGAAGGCUUGACUGAAGAAAUUGUUCAUGCUAAUAUUCGUAAUUUACUGACACAAGCUGUUGAAAAGAGAAUGAUGUCGAAUCGUCGUAUUGGUUGCCUAUUGUCCGGAGGGUUGGAUUCCAGUUUAAUAGCUUCCAUAUUGGUUAAGUUGUCCAAAGAAAAAGGUCUCCCGUACCCGAUUCAGACAUUUUCGGUCGGGAUGGCGGACAGUCCAGAUAUAUUGGCGGCAAGACAAGUGGCCAAACAUAUAGGUUCGGAACACCACGAAGUGCUCUUUACCGCUGAAGAUGUGCUGAGCGUACUUGACAAAGUGAUAUACACGUUGGAAACUGCCGACAUUACAACAAUCAGAGCAUCGUGUGGGAUGUACUUGGUGUCACGGUACAUAAGUCAAAAUACGGACACGGUGGUCCUGUGUAGUGGUGAAGGUGCCGACGAGGUGGCACAGGGUUAUAUUUACUUCAGGGACGCGCCCACGCCAGACCACGCGCACAAUGAGAGUCUCAGGUUGCUGGGCGAUAUAUUCAUGUACGACGGUUUACGCGCUGACAGAACAACGGCCGCACACGGACUCGAAUUGAGAGUGCCUUUCUUAGAUUUGCGCUUUACGCAGUAUUUCCUGAGCCUCCCCAAGACGAUGAGACAGCCGCAAAACCAAGUUGAAAAACACCUCCUCCGUUCGGCGUUUGACGGCACAGGUCUGUUGCCGAACGAAGUGUUGUGGAGGCAUAAAGAAGCUUUCAGUGAUGGAGUUACAACAAUCAAAAAAUCAUUGUUCAAUAUUAUCCAAGAAUGGAUUGACCCGAAAUACACGGAUGAAGAUUUAAAACAAGCAGCAAUAAAAUACCAACAUUGCCCUCCGAAUUCAAAAGAGUCACUGUACUAUAGGGAUAUGUUCGAAAAAUACUACGAAGGACUAUCUACUAAAUUCAUGCCUUACUUUUGGAUGCCCAUGUGGACUCAAGUAAAAGAUCCAUCUGCAAGAUUUAUUCAACAUUAUGCAGCUAAAUAAUGUGCAUUUUUUAAAUUUUAAUGUUAAGCUUAAGUAUAAUAUACUGUAUUAUUUUGAACUUUAAUUAAUAACAAAAAUGUUUUUGUUUCGUAGGUAUUUAUAUAAUUAUAUUAGAUCCAUUGGUAUUUUUUUUAGUAAAGUAUUUUUAUAUUGAAAUUUAAAACUACUGAAUGGUGUUUAAAAGUUUAAUUGGAGUACCUAAUUAUUUACUAAGUAUUGUUUAUGCUUUAUACGAUAUUGAAAACGUCUAACGGAUUAUAAUUUGUGUUUAUUAUAACCGUUUAAUUAAUAUAAUAAAAAAAAUAAAAUACAAAAAGUAAAAA
Metopolophium dirhodum (rose-grain aphid) is the source of this 2146-nucleotide messenger RNA. It is a transcript of the gene AsnS, whose product is annotated as asparagine synthetase [glutamine-hydrolyzing]. Bases 153 to 1823 code for a protein of 556 amino acids. The transcript is spliced from 10 exons. NCBI's taxonomy places the organism in Eukaryota, Metazoa, Arthropoda, Insecta, Hemiptera, Aphididae. The record is from RefSeq and is a predicted model, not a curated record. Gene Ontology annotation, cellular component: cytosol. Gene Ontology annotation, molecular function: asparagine synthase (glutamine-hydrolyzing) activity.